Solanum lycopersicum (tomato) is the source of this 1377-nucleotide messenger RNA. Lineage: Eukaryota; Viridiplantae; Streptophyta; Magnoliopsida; Solanales; Solanaceae. The record is from RefSeq and is a predicted model, not a curated record.
AUGGAUUUAGAUGGAGUUGUCAAUGAUAAUAGUGAAGUAGAUAAUGAUAUAAUAUGUGAUCAUUCUAAUUUAUUUGUAGCUGAAAAUCAGAUUUAUAAUAAUAAAGAAACCCUUAAGGAGGUUAUGAGGCAUGUUGGACUUGUUGAGAAGUUCAGCUUUCGGGUUGCACGUUGUAAUGCAUCUAAGGCAUCUAGUUUGAAUAAAUCUAGUUUAUUCAAAGUUCGGAAGUAUAUUGCUCAGCAUACAUGUUGUGUUAGAGAAAGAAUUUAUGUCAGACGUCAAGGGAUAACUGACGUUGUAGCUGUCUUGAUAAUGGAUAAUUAUAUUGAUCCAUCUAAGGUAUAUACUCCAAAAGAUGUAGCUGAUGAUAUGUUGAAAUUGCAUGGUGUUUUGUUGACAUACAUACAGGCAUGGAGAGCUAAAGAAAAAGCAGUAAAGUCAAUUGUAGUUGUUGAUGGUGUUGCAUUAAAAUGUUCAUAUGGUGGUACAAUGUUAACUGCAAGCACAUUGGAUCCGGGAGGUCAUAUACUUCCGUUGGCGUAUGCGAUAGUAGAUUCUGAAAAUGAUGCUUCAUGGACAUGGUUCUUUGAGCAAUUUAGAGAAGCAUAUGAGUUAGACAAAAUAUGUGUUUUAUGUCAGACAGAAAUGAAAGCAUAUGGAAAGGACAACAAAUUCAAUGUUUUGAAGAAUUUCAAUAGAAAUACUGAAGAUUUGAAGAUGUUGUUCUUUUCAUUGGCAAAAGCUUAUACAAAACAACAGUUUAACACAAUUCUGGGAAGAAUAGAUCAGAUAGAUACGCGAAUACGACCAUACUUGUUUGAUAUUGGUUAUAGCAAAUGGUCAAGAACUUACUCGAAUUGUAAGCGCACAUGGACCAUGACUUCAAACAUCGCGGAGUCAUUGAAUAAUGUUAACAGAUUAGCACGGAGAAAAGUGAUAUCUUCAACUGUUGAUCUGCAUGUUGUAGCUGAAGGAGCAAAGAAAUACAUAGUAAAUUUGAACACAAGGAUGUGUAGUUGUGGAAGAUUUCAACAUUAUGAGAUACCAUGUGAUCAUGCAGUUGCUAUUCUCCGGUACAGGAAGUUACAUGAAUCAGAUUUUUGUUCUGCUUUUUAUAGCCUCAAGAAUUUCAAAGAUGCUUAUGACAUUCCUGUCGAGCCUAUCCCGUGCGAGAGUACAUGGAAUAUACCAAGUUAUAUUUCAGAUCCUAAAUUGAUGCCGCCUGGUCCAAAAAGAGCAGCAGGAAGACCCAAACUUGAACGGUGGAAGGGAUUCACAGAUGUGAAAUUCAAGAAGAGAAAAAGCUCAUGCAGUAGAUGCCAUCAGGUUGGACACAAUAGGAAGACUUGUUCAAAUUAUCCUGUACAAAAACAAUGA